UUUUAGAUCCUGCACUCUCUGGGACUGGGACCUCCCAUUCCCCCUGGCUCUCUUUUCUCUGUGGUCCCCUACCCAGAGGAGGACAGAGUCCCCACAGCAACAGAAGACCUCAGACACUUCAUCCUUGUUGAACCUGAGGGUGCUGCUGCAGAAGAUGAUGUGGCCCCAGAGGCAGAGGCACAGGACCACUUGAAGGAGGGGAAAGCCACGAGCAGACACAAGUCUAGCAAGGAAAAGCCAAACUCCCCCCAGAGCCCGAAAAGUCUCCAGGAUCACUCCCCAGAAACACCCCGAAGUUCACCUGAGCCAAUGAAAAGCCAACUGCAGAGUGACUCAACCCUCGAGAGACCUGCCAGGCUGAGAAGGUUCCGCUGGAUCGUUCCUGCCCACGGCGAGGUGGAACUGAAGAUCCGCUUCAGCCCCACAGUGCCAGGGCAGUUUGACCAGCUGAGGAACUUUGAGAUCCUGGGCUCAAAGCGCCUGUACCAGUUGCCCUGCAGUGCCACUGCCCUGUACCCCAGCAUCAGCCAGAACCCACGGCUGGUGUUUCCUCGCUGGAGGAAGAGCAAGGAGAAGGAGGACAUCAUCUCCAAGGAAUAUGUCAUGAGCAUGAAGCAGUUCCACUUUGGACCGCUGCUUUGUGGCAAGUCAGGAGAGUGGUAUGUGCUCCCUGCUCCCAAGUGA
Molecule: messenger RNA, 684 nt
Organism: Pseudopipra pipra
Lineage: Eukaryota; Metazoa; Chordata; Aves; Passeriformes; Pipridae
Product: hydrocephalus-inducing protein-like
Exons: 4
Coding region: 310-684 (124 amino acids)
Biological process (GO): axonemal central apparatus assembly; cilium movement
Cellular component (GO): axoneme
Source: RefSeq, a predicted model, not a curated record